GAGAUCUCACCGAUCUGGUGAAAAACUCUUUUUCCAAGAAUCUCUUGAUUUACCUUAUAGGGGUCGUGGUUUGCAAUUCUAUAAUCCCCCAUAUGGGGAUAUGAGGAAUAUAAACAUGAUGAACCUGAACUUACGCAUAUUGUAAUUUUAGUAACUCACUGGCAACUGCCUUGUUGUUUAGACGAUGUCUACGAUUUACAGCGACGGAGAGCUUCGAUUCUUUAGACUCGCAAAGGGUUUAGUAGAUCACUCGACUGUAGCAUUAAGAAAAGUGUUUAUACAAGAAUGGAACAGUCUUUAUCAAUCUACUCCGUGGCAAAAUAACUCAACAAGCGGUUCACAGUUAUUAGCAGAAGAGAGAGCAGAGUCACGGCUGUAUGAUCCGGCGUAUCGUAGGGACUACCAACACAUCAAGGACAACUUGUCGUGCGGGAACGUGGAAGAAUGGGAUGUUACCACGUUGGUGUUUGCUCUAAAGUACACACAAGCGCUAACCCAAAGUCGCUCCAGCCGCCGUGGAAGAAGAAUUCUUGACGCUAUUCAUCAACUUAAAGAAGUCAGAAAUUCGUUGAUNAAACAAAGUGGCAUCGCCUGUAAGCUCUUUAUAUUAACGCUAACCGAAACUCUCUCUUUGUUUAUUUUUCAAACGCUCAGGGUUUUAAUUCAUGCAAGGAUUAAGGUUCGCAAAGCACUGAUUUUACAUGACUUGGGCGAUGACGAUGAAGCCAUGAAAGAGGUGGACGAGGCAGAGAUGAUGCUGAGUCAAAGCGAGUGCCAGGAUGACGCUGCUGAGGUGGACAAUGCUAAAGCAAACAUAGUCCUGUCAAGCGGCCAAAAUAGAAAAAGAGAUCAGAAACAAAUUCUGUUUCGCUUGGAUAGAUGUAUCAAGUGCUGGGAAAAAGCUACAGUCGAUAAAAGUGCCUCCAUUGCACAAGCAACGCUUCGCGAAGCUCUUGUUUAUUUGGGUUUUUAUCAGCAUGGCAUCUUGGAAGACGUCGCAACAUCAGAUGUUGCCAUCGCUGAGACUGUCCUGAACCGCAUUUCUACGAUGACGUUGACGGAAAAAAGCAAAAUCUACUUCACCUACGCUCAAUCGUUGCUCGCGUAUCGCAAAGGCGAUACAGAUACAGCAACGAAACUUGAGCAGAAGGCCAGGAGAAAAUGCGAACUGCAUGACCUGUAUUUCCAGAUCCAACAACUUGACCUGCUUAGAUCCCUUAUAAGACCCCAGGCCGCACUGACUACUGGCUGUCACGGUCUAUUGUCCAUUCUCUUUCUAGUUUUACUUAGUGUUUCCAUAGCAUUAGUAAUCUUGCAGUAGGUUUUUAUACACUUGUCAUUAUGCACAGUUGAAGAUAGCUUUUUGAAGCCAGAACUCACUUUUGUGGAAGUACUGUAAUGUUAGAGAGUUCAAGCAAACCACAGUGGCAAGCAACCUCGUUCCCAGGGCUUCGCGAAACAAAAGCUUUCACAAGCAGAACAAUGGCUGUGCACGUGCGUUAUAAAUUUUGGUACAUCUGCAAAACAGCAACGUGAAAUUACCAAGUGGACCAAAUGCUGCAUAGUGUGAAGCGUACCACGGCUGCCAAUCUUUUAAUUCCUUUUUCAGAUAAACACCGUCUUUAGAUUAUCAGUUUUCACAGUAAUAAACAAACUGAAUGACUCGAUUGACGAGAGAUUCGACGUUGUCUGCGGUGUCGACAACGUGGUUGCUUACACUCCCCAAAUAAUCAUAUUGAUGGCAUGAAAUGAAUGGAUCAGUGACGUGUUUUGCUAGAGAGGAACUUCUUUCAGCUAGGCUGCAUCGCAGUGUUGUGUACACCGCCUUAGCGGGAGUUGAGCAUGCUAGCUUCUGCAGUCCACGAAAAUAGAUGUCAUAUGCAAGAAUUUGGCCAAUCAAAGUGGGUUGUGAUUGGCCUAAUUGUAGCCCACCAGAAUUUAUAAAUUCGGUAGCGCAGACGGACUAUAUCGACUUUUUUUGGCGUGACACGUCCGACAGUUGUAUGUGUUAUGAGACUUUUGAAAACUCCUUAUCAAUAUAUAUUAUUUUUCACAAAUGCUGGUUUCAUUUGUCCUUCGUCUAUAAUUACGCUUGUGGACGCUGUUUAAAAUGCUCUUUGUAACAUGAAUUUUCAACCAUUCAUUGUCCAGUUUGCUCCCUAGCGUUUGAAGCCAAAUACAGGGACUAGACUGUGCCCUUACUGCAAGACAAGACCUUCCAUGAAAAAAGAACCGUUUAGCGAUCUUGUUUUUAAGUUUUCGUUCUUUCAAAAACGUGACUGGGCUGACUUUGCACUAGAGAUAGCUACAAUAACGUUGCUAACUGUGUUUAAAAUCAUAGUAAACUCUUAGAUUAGAUUGGCUUGGAUUUUAUAUUGUUUUGUUUUUCUCUCUCUAUUGGUUUAACAGUUAGUGAGAUGCCCAAUUGGCUUUACCAACUUACCAAAGAUAAUGACCAUAAAACAACACAACUUCGACUUUUUAUGAAAUAGAAAAGGAAUUUAUUAGCUAAAGUUUCAUUGUUUUGGCUAGAAUCAUCUCCAAUGUCACUACUACCAAACUGCAUUAAAUACAGGCAAAAACAUUUUGGAAAUGCCCUGCCUGACAGUUAAUUUGCCAGUAAUUUAGACCAAAGACAUUUUAAUCUAUUCGACCCCUAAAAUAGAAAAAUGGAGUCCACGUUUCAGCUAGGGCAGGAAAUAUUAGAGUCAGUGUUAUGUUAUCUUUUGACAUGUCCCUUCAUAUUUCUGGAUGUCUUCUGCAAGGCAUAUUAUUUC
Molecule: messenger RNA, 2777 nt
Organism: Orbicella faveolata
Lineage: Eukaryota; Metazoa; Cnidaria; Anthozoa; Scleractinia; Merulinidae
Source: RefSeq, a predicted model, not a curated record